Microsporum canis CBS 113480 is the source of this 720-nucleotide messenger RNA. RefSeq lists its product as hypothetical. Bases 1 to 720 code for a protein of 239 amino acids. Gene Ontology annotation, biological process: intracellular calcium ion homeostasis. The record is from RefSeq and is a predicted model, not a curated record. The transcript has 3 exons. Gene Ontology annotation, molecular function: hormone activity. Lineage: Eukaryota; Fungi; Ascomycota; Eurotiomycetes; Onygenales; Arthrodermataceae. Gene Ontology annotation, cellular component: extracellular region.
AUGCGGUUCUCUCUUCUUGCUCAGCUUGCCUUUGGCCUGAUAGCUGUUUCGGCCGCGUCUCUUCCACAAGAGGGUGCCUUCUGCCAGACUCCUCGGGGAUUUGGUAAAUGCCAGACAUCCGAUCAAUGCAACGGAUACUCAGACUGGUCAGAAAACAUCAUAUAUAUAAUAUUGAACGGCCGCUGCUGCGUCACCCACAUCACGCCAGCCAAACGCAACGACGAGUGCGCUUCUCCCGCAAAGGACACCUGCAGCUUCUACGAGAACUGUCUGGAAGCGAAGGUGCCGUGUGGGCCAGACGGCUACGCCCUCGCGUACGGAGACCACUACUGCAACAAGUUCUCAGAAGCAAGCCACGAUCUGUCGGAGAAGGGUCAAGCAUGGGUCACCGAGACGAUGCUGUGCCUGCAGCAGAAGCUGGUUCCCUUCGGGACGGGCCAGGAACAAACGACCUGCCCUGCCAUCAGGGAGUUCGCCUUUGCUACUCAUCCGGACUGCUACAUCAAGGGCGGAGUCUGUCUUCUCCCGCCAACGGACUGGGUGGUUAUCGUAGGCACCGUCGGUCUACUGGAGCUGUUUGACAGCGUCGACGCCCUGGUGGCUACGCUCAAGACUGUCGGGGGCUGUCUGGAGUUCUAUAUCUGGCUCAUCAAGAACCACUUCAUCGGCCAGUCCAAGCUGUGGGAUGUCACUGACAGGUUGGCCAUCGCCCCAGAGUAA